AUGUCGAAGUCGACAACGACCUUCAAUGGUCGAGAGCACCCUAUAGUCAGAAGUGCCCAUCAUGGUACCACUAGUGCUGCGACGACGAUUACAAUCUCGUCAGUUUCCCGAAUCGCUUCUAUAUUAUCCAGAAGCGCUUCUGUUUUGCCCACGGCCCAUAACUUCAGUUCUCGAGGCAAUCCUGUAACAAGCAUACUCCUAUCCUCUCAUCGACUGAAUGCUGGGAUCGCUGUCACCCCUUCUCAAAUCUAA
This is a messenger RNA of Blastomyces gilchristii SLH14081, 252 nucleotides long. RefSeq lists its product as uncharacterized. The transcript has a single exon. Lineage: Eukaryota; Fungi; Ascomycota; Eurotiomycetes; Onygenales; Ajellomycetaceae. Bases 1 to 252 code for a protein of 83 amino acids. The record is from RefSeq and is a predicted model, not a curated record.